UGCGCUUCAAGAGGGGUAUAGGCGAGUGCGGUGGACGCUGUUUCGGCUUUGUUGAAGUUGAAUGCGGUGCGAAAUGUUGAGACGUGUGUUUAGGUGGCUGAGUGUACUUUAGUGGCGUCUUUUUUGCAUGAUAAGUGAUGUUUUGGGCUGAGUGAAUGUGGCGUGUUUGUUAGGGCGCGGUAAGGAUCUCAAAACACAACGAACGCGUGACGUGCGACGACGACGGGACUCGAGCUGAGAGUUUUAACUCGGGGGGCAGUGGGAGUGACAUAUUUUCAUUUUUUUUUUGUCCCCCUUAUCCGUCCAAAACAGUGACUACCACCUGUUAAGCUUCUUCUUUUUGCUCCCUUGGGUUUCCUGCACGUGUACUCAAACUUUUGGCUGCUACUGGAGGGAGAGAGGUGGUGUUCCGUUUCUUCGUCAAAAGGAACAUUGGUUUGUAACUUAACCCGGUUUUUGGGUCUCAAACCUUGACUUCAGCUUCGGGCUUGAGUUCAACAGCUCUGGGCUGAAACAGCGUGACUCCGUGUGUGAAACUGAAGCUUUUUUCCUUGUUAUUGCUGUGCUCCACAUGCAGACUGCAGUAAAAUGGCUCAAGCUGGAGAUCUGGAGCAGAUACAGUUCAGCUGUUCCAUCUGCCUGGAUCUACUGAAGGAUCCAGUGACUGUUCCCUGUGGACACAGUUACUGUAUGGACUGUAUUAAGGGCUGCUGGGAUCAGGAGGAUGAUGCUGGUGUCUACAGCUGUCCUCAGUGCAGACAGUCCUUCACGUCAAGACCUGUUCUGGGCAGAAAUACCCUGCUGGCUGAAGUCAUGGAGAAGCUGAAGAAGACAGAACUCCAAGCUGCUCCUUUUGAUGGCAAUCCUUCUACACCUGGAGCUGUGGAGUGUGACUUCUGUAUCGGGAGAAAGGAGAAAGCUGUCAAGUCCUGCCUGGUGUGUCUCGCCUCGUACUGUGAGAGUCACCUCCAGCCCCACUAUGAGUCUGCAACUUUUAAGAAGCACAAGUUGAUUGAUGCCACAGGACAACUGCAGGACAAGAUCUGUUCCCUCCAUGACAAAGUGCUGGAGAUCUACUGCCGCACCGAUCAACAAUGUAUCUGUUAUCUGUGUACCAUGGAUGAACAUAGAGGACAUGAUACAGUUUCAGCUGCUUCAGGAAGGACUGAGAAGCAGAAAUAUCUGGAAACAAUGCAAAAGCAGUUCCUGCAGAGGAUGAAGGAGAAAGAGAAAAGGCUGCAGCAGCUGAGACAGGCUGUGGAGUCACUCACCAGCUCUGCACAGGCAGCAGUGGAGGACACUGAAAGAAUCUUCACCGAGAUGAUCCGCUCCCUGGAGAAAAGGUGCUCUGAGCUGAAAGAUGUGAUUAGAGCUCAGGAGAAGGCUGAACUGAGUCAGGCUGAAGGACUUCAGAAGCAACUGGAGCAGGAUAUUGCUGUGCUGAAGAGGAGAAACACUGAGAUGCAGCAACUUUUGGAAACUGAGGAUCAUGUCCAUUUUCUCCAGAAUUUUCAGUCUGUCUCUCAUACUCCUGAAUCUGAAAUCAAACCCAGCAUCACCAUCAACCCUGACUGCUCUUUUGCAAAUAUAAAGAAGUCAGUUUCUAAACUGACAGUGCAGCUGGAGGACAUCUGGAGGAAAGAGCUUGAAAAGAUCUCAGGAGAAGUAAAAGGUGCCAGUGUUGUCCUGCCUCUAGAACCCAAGACUAGAGAGGACUUCUUAAAAUCUGCUUACACGCUCACCCUUGACCCCAACACAGCAAACGCGAGAGUCAUUCUGUCUGAUGGAAACACAAGUGCCAGCGUAGGAGACCCGCAGCAAUACCCUGAUCACCCAGAGAGGUUUGACUCCCACCGACAAGUUCUGUGCACAGAGGGUCUGAGUGGCCGCAGUUACUGGGAGGUUCAGUGGAGUGGAGACGCUGGGGUUCAUAUAGCAGUGUCAUAUAAAGGGAUCAACAGGGAAGGAGGAGGCAAUGACUGUGGCUUUGGACUCAAUGACAAGUCCUGGAGUUUGUUCUGCUCUCCCUCCAGUUGCAGUUUCUAUCACAAUAAUGUAGUGUGUCCAGUAUCUGGUCCCAGUUCCUCCACAAUAGGAGUUUACCUGGAUCACAGGGCAGGAGCUCUGUCCUUCUACAGUGUGUCUAAGGACACAAUGACCCUCCUCCAUAGGGUCCAGACCACAUUCCCUGAACCCCUCUAUCCUGGAUUCUUAUUACUGUCCCACGCUGAAUCUGUUUAUAGCCCUACGCAUCAGCUUUUAGGUGGUAAACGAUAUUCUUUGAAUGAAAAACUGAAGCACGCUUACCAUGUUGCGCAUUUGUCUGAGAGAAUAGAUGUAGGGUCCAAAAUUCAUCUUGUAUAGAUGCAGUAACAUAGGAAGAUUCCAUGUUUGGAUUUAUUUAGAAGGAAAUUGUGGAAUAAUUUGAAAUUGUAAUCUUUUAAUUUCUUUGUGUAUGUGUGUAAUGAGAUCAAGCCUCCUAAAUAAAUCCAUUUAUGUAAAGUAUGAGAUAAAGACAAACAUGUAACCUGUAGUAAAAUGCAGGGUAAAGAUUUUUUUAAUUUACAUUAAAAAUGGCAUAAGAUCUUGUACCUGCAAGGGUGGUAAUCCGUUUUCAUAAAUGUUUCUCUAUUCUGAAAGUCCAUUCCAGUGAAAACAGCUUCAUGGACAAUUUUCUCUUUUCAUUUAUCACUGUGAUAAUGAGCAGUAUCUUAUUACACUCUCAGCCUUUUGUCAUCUUUCUAAACUGUCCUGUUACAAUAAAUCUUUAUGAAUAAUAAUUCCGACAUUGGCAUGGCCCUAUGUGAAAUGGUGUGUUUGCGGUGAUACUAGUGUCUGCAAUACACUAAGGUCAAUGCCUGGAGUUGUUGCUUAGAAACUGUAAUUGUGGUAAUUCUUUGUUAGGGAUGCUCAUUUAAUUCUCAAAAGAGGUACUUUCUAAGGGUCACUGCCUCAGGAAAUGUCCGUGUAAUCUUAAGAAUAAUCUGUAUACAUAAAUCAUCUAUAUGCGUUCAUUUCCAGCAAGGGGAUCAUGAUAAAUUGUCAUCUAUUUGACUGACAUUUAAUGUGUAAUCAAGUAUAAAUGCAAUAUUUUUUAUUAAAAAAUUGAAUAUAAUAGGAAGAACAAGAAUUACAGAAGUGGAAUAGUAGUCAAGCACAAACCGUGGCAAUAAGCCAGAAUAGAGUUUCUGCAUUUAUGAAUGUGGUGUAUACAGUAUAUACAGUAAAUAGUAUUGGACAAUGUCUCAUUUAAGAACUAUGAGCUUCUGCUGUCCCCAGCUGGUGGUGAUUUGAAGUACAGCUGGAGACUUCAGAUGCCUCAGGAUUUGCAGGAUCAUUUGGAGUUUAUUUACAUUCAUAUCACUAUAACAUUACGGCAUGUGCUGCUACAUUAAUGACAUAUUGGGGGGCUGUUAGGCCUUGAUUUUACUAAUAAAUGUGAUAUAUACUUAGAAUUUUUCUGGCAGUCAGACAAUACUGAUCCCACAGAGAAUUAAUUCAAGCAGAAAUGAGGCAGCAGGAGAAGCAGAGACUGAUGUGAACGGUCCUGCAGCUGGACACAUCCAGGUGGUUAUUGGGUGGCAGGCACACACACAUUUUAAACUUUGUGAGAACAUUUAAUGAACAUUGAAGGCUCUUAUAUUUCUCUUGUCUUAGGAGGACUUGAUUGUAACCUUUGUUUUUCUGUUGUGUUAUACUGCUGUGUAUAUUUGCAGUUUUGGACUUUUGUCCUUGAGGUUCUCUAUUGCAGGUGAAAAAAUGGCACAAAAACUGAGGAUGGUGUUAAAGCACCAUUUUUCUAUCACAUGAUUCUCCUUUGUACAUGUGUAAAGAGGAGUGGAGAGUUGCCUGCAAUAUAAGACUUUGGUCAUAACUGUCAUGAGCAGCUAAUGAUUUCCCUCCUUUGUAAAGUGUAAAAUAAACUGUACAGGCUUCCCUUGUUUAACUGGUGUAAUUCCUUCCUGAGGAUUUGUUCAUGAUGUGAAAUGUUGUAAAAAUAGCAGUUCAUUUACAGAAACUUUUAAUGCAUAGAAAGACAUCCACUGAUUUACACACACACACACACACACACACACACUGGCUAAAAC
Scleropages formosus (Asian bonytongue) is the source of this 4088-nucleotide messenger RNA. Its product is annotated as tripartite motif-containing protein 16-like. Lineage: Eukaryota; Metazoa; Chordata; Actinopteri; Osteoglossiformes; Osteoglossidae. The transcript is spliced from 6 exons. Gene Ontology annotation, molecular function: zinc ion binding; protein binding. The coding region runs from base 589 to 2364 and encodes 591 amino acids. The record is from RefSeq and is a predicted model, not a curated record.